UGACAGUUGUCAAAAGCUGCUCGAUCCUUGGCUGGUCCUGCUUGUGCAGCCGCAGAGGUGCGGAUCCGGAAGCCCACAGGGCGGGAAGAUAUUGACAGGUGACCGGAGCUAAGACGAGUCUUAGACGACCCAGGCGUGAGCGAGGCCCAACCAGCGGUUUAGUUCCCGGCUCGCCAGAGCGGGGCCUACAUCCCGAGAGACGCCCGCGCUGUCUCAUGACGGAUCGUUCCAAUCAGACUGUCAGUCGUAACUGCACGGCUCGGCAUAAGAAUCACCUCUCGACUUCUUCUUCCCACAAUCGGGAAGCGAAGGUUGGCCGGCGGUACAGCGUCUUACAUGGACAUACUGCUACCUGGCUGCCGUCGAAGUCAAGGGAAGCAAAGGGUAACGAUACGGGAACCAUCGGUCUCCGCAAACAGCCCGCCAGGGCGAGGUGAGAGCUUGCACACCUCAACCCACGUCAUCCGUUGCGUAGUUAGCAGGGUCCCGUCCCCGGACGCUGGGCUCACAGAGUCGACGUUGGAACUGUAUUACCGGGGCCCGGGGAGGGCACAUGGUGGUGGGGCCGUGGAGUACGGGCUGUCAGUGAGGGGGAGGAUCCGUCGGCAGAUGUCAGGUCCAAUCGCCCGGCGCAAUCACCGCCUGGCGGAUUCUCCCCCAGCAUCUCCACAUGGUCUUCCCGUCGUCUUGGCAGCGGUUGUGGUUCCAUCAGCGCAUGGAAUGCUGUCAGCUACUGCACGCCACCGGAUGGCAUCACGGCAAGACGUGUGGUGCUGUCAACGAGAGAGGGCGAGGCUGUCUUGUGCCGAGUGUUUCGCGAAACGGCGAAAAGGCAAAGCAAUGAUGUUGAGCAAGUUUGGGACACAAGCAGCAGCACUAUAGCCACGACAUGCGCGCCAAUCGCCCGACAAACGUGCACGUAGCCGGUACGGGCUGCCGGGUAGACCAGAAAGCAGAACGGUCGCAUUCGGCAAACCAUAAAUCCACGUUGAGAUGAC
This is a messenger RNA of Parathielavia appendiculata, 998 nucleotides long. RefSeq lists its product as uncharacterized. The record is from RefSeq and is a predicted model, not a curated record. Bases 337 to 882 code for a protein of 181 amino acids. Lineage: Eukaryota; Fungi; Ascomycota; Sordariomycetes; Sordariales; Chaetomiaceae. The transcript has a single exon.